Exserohilum turcica Et28A is the source of this 576-nucleotide messenger RNA. RefSeq lists its product as uncharacterized. The transcript is spliced from 2 exons. Lineage: Eukaryota; Fungi; Ascomycota; Dothideomycetes; Pleosporales; Pleosporaceae. Bases 1 to 453 code for a protein of 150 amino acids. The record is from RefSeq and is a predicted model, not a curated record.
AUGGCUGCCAUGGCCUCGAUGUGGUGGGGGUGGAGCGACGUCUGCUGCGCUCUCCUGUCGCCACCCCCUCCGUCAGACUUGCUUGCACGCCACUUUGGCACCACGCCCAAGAUCACCGAGCACGGCCCCGAAUGGGCGCAAUCACGCCUGCCGUUUCUCGCCAAGACGUUUACAGGCACGCGCCAGUGUGAGGACUACUUCCAGAUGAUGUCGCAGGUGCUCGACCUGUCGCUGCCCAGUGACGCGUUCCCCGGAAAGGACGGCUUCAUUGUCGAUGCCGAGGCAAACAUGGUGAGCGUAGUCGGCAAGGGCACGCUGACGAGCAGGAAGACGGGCAAGGCGUGGGACGAGCACUUCAUCUACCGCUUCAGCGAGUUUGAUCACGAGGGCAGGAUUGGCCAUUGGGAGAUCUGGGCGGAUCCCUUGAGUGCUUGGGAGGCGGUUGGUUCGUGAGGGGGUUUGGCGCCAAGCACACUGAAGCUCGCCCAGCUGAAAUGCAUACAUGCGCUCGAGAUCAUGAUGGAACAAUACACGCCGUAGUACUGGAAAAGCCUAUUGGACCCCAGAUGCUCCUCC